UGCCAACUGCUUUCGGAGGAAGUUAUAGCCAUCUUCUGCCCAGAUAGUCGUUCCACUGCGCAUGCAGUCAUGCAGAUCUGCCAACAGCACGCAAUUCCCUGCCUCACAGCUCAAUGGGACGCCACGUUGGGUACUAAUGCGGAGUUCAACGUGACUGUCAACCUCCAACCCACUGUGUCUGAUAUUGGGGACACAUUGGCUGCAUUUCUCCAGGAAGCGCAGGGUUGGGAUCAACUUGGCCUGAUAUACACCAAUGAAGACAGUAGGCAUUUCGUGAUUAAUACUCAGUGUCAAAAUUUAUUUCACUCUGGUGGAAAGUCUGAAUGGGUUAGGCCCUUUAAAGUGUUGAUAUCCACUUGA
Messenger RNA from Rodentolepis nana, 360 nucleotides. The record is from the annotation of a GenBank genome assembly. Lineage: Eukaryota; Metazoa; Platyhelminthes; Cestoda; Cyclophyllidea; Hymenolepididae.